AAGCGACAAGUGGUGGAAGUUGGAACAUGGCGGUGCAGCAGAACAGCGCUGGCGCCAAACGUGGCCUUCUUGGCGUGCAUGGCGUGCUAUCGAACGGUAGUGAUCCCCUAUGGACGCAGCAGAGAGAAUCCCUCCCAGCUUCGAAAAGGAAGGCAACAAUUGCCACUGCCAUUUUUCCCACACAGACGUUCUUGUUUGGAGGAACAGAGCAGCGUGAUCUUCGCGAAGCUGGGAAUUUCAGGGGGAAGGUCAGUCGGACAGGUAGGGACAAAAGGUAUCAUUCGACUUGUCAAGAAAGAUGGCUGAUCAGAAAGCGAGCGGCUCCAAGGGGGAAAAUGGAGAGGAAGCCAGGUUGACGAAGCAAGAUCUUGUUGACUUCUUCAAAAAGGCGUGCACUCCAAGGGACCAGUGGCGGAUUGGGACCGAGCAUGAGAAGAUUGGUUUCCGGGUCAGCGACAAGAAGCGUCUGACCUACGAGGAGAUCCGCACCAUUCUGGGAAAGCUAGCGGAUAAGUUUGGGUGGGAGCGGUCGUUUGAACAUGGCAACCUGCUCGCGCUCAAGCAGAACGGUGCCAGCAUCACGUUGGAACCUGGGGGCCAGCUCGAGUUGAGUGGUGCGCCGUUCAAGACGUUGCAUGAGACGCUUGAGGAGGUUAACAACCACAUCAGUCAGGUUAAGGCAGUCUGCAAGGAGCUCGGCGCAGGUUUCUUGACCCUAGGCUUCGAUCCGAAGUGGACGUCAUCUCCGACUAUUCCCAAGGAGCGGCACAUCCUGGCCAGUGACCUCAUCUCACAGAAGGGGGAGCACGGACAUGACGUCAUGUAUCGCACGUGCACGGUCCAGGUGAACCUCGAUUAUGAGUCGGAGCAGGACAUGGUGAACAAGAUGCGCGUCGGUCUGGCGCUGCAACCGAUUGCCACAGCGCUUUUCGCCAACUCGCCGUUUUACGAAGGGAAGCCCAGCGGGUUCGUGAGCUACCGCAGCAUCACGUGGACCGACACCGACCCGGACCGCACCGGAAUGCUGCCGUUCGUGUUCGACGACGACUUUGGGUUUGAGAAAUUUGUAGACUGGGCGCUCGACGUGCCCAUGUACUACGUCCAGAAUGGGAAGGAGUACGUCAAGGCCCUGGGACUGGAUUUCAAGGACUUCAUGGCUGGCAAGCUCGAGCCCCUCCCUGGAAAGUACCCAACUAUGGCGGACUGGUUGAACCAGCUCAACAGCAUACUGUCGGAGGUGCGGCUAAAGAACAUCGUCGAGAUGCGGGGCUCGGACAACGGCCCGCCCGAGCACAUCACUGCGCAGUCCGCUCUCUGGGUUGGUCUCCUCUAUGAUGACAAGUCGCUCCAGGCCGCGCUCCAGCUCAUCAAGGAUUGGACCGCAGAGGAGCGCGAUGCGCUGCGCAACAACGUGCCAAGGACCGGGUUGAAGACGGUGUUUCGAGGCACGACCGUUCAAGACGUUGCGCAAAAGGUCGUGCAGCUCGCCAAAGAGGGCCUUGAGAGGCGGGGUCUGAAGGAAGAGAAGUACGUUGAGAUGCUGGAAGACAUUGCGCGCACAGGCAUGUGCCCUGCCGACAAGCUCCUCGACAAGUACCACAACGAGUGGGGCCAGAAUGUAGACAAGGUGUACAGUGAGCACUGCUACUAACCGGAUCGUCCCGACCAAUGCACGCGCUUUCGCCAUUUGUUGUUAAUACAUCCUAGAGUUGAUGUUUAGAUUCUGUAGCAAUAAGCUGUUGAUAGCAAGAUGGACCGGAAGGGCCCGACAUCCAGCUGGCCGCUCUGGUCAACGUCAAAUUCGCUAAUCCGAAGAGACUAAUCACGUCAUUUGUUCGGUUGCUGAUUUUGGAAGAGGUGUACGACUGUUCGAGCAACUCUCGACUCAAAAGUAGGAAUCUGAUAUGCGCUGCCUUUGCAGAAACUAUGCGUUGCUAAUCAUAGGGCUUAGAAACUUGAAAGUGCUGCGGCUCUGCAUCUUGCCAUAGCUGGGCUCCGGCUCCCACUUUUGACCGCCGUGGCGAUGGUUGCAAACAUAGAGUUGCAUGUGAUCCUUCUCGUCUCAAUCAGGG
Molecule: messenger RNA, 2072 nt
Organism: Klebsormidium nitens
Lineage: Eukaryota; Viridiplantae; Streptophyta; Klebsormidiophyceae; Klebsormidiales; Klebsormidiaceae
Source: the annotation of a GenBank genome assembly